UCUUUGUUUAUUGAUAAGCAGGAAAGUGUCGUUAGUGACUCGUUAUUAUAAGUUCUUGUUGCAUCACGUUUUGUAUUCUGUUUUAAUGAGCCAAGCAGUAGACGCAGCCAACCAGUCUGAACUCGAAAAAACAGAAAAUUCUACUAAUGCUGAUCCACAAAAUAUCACUUGGUUGACAGGAAGUUUACUUGGAUCAGCCCGGGAAGGUCUUGAGCUUUGGAUUAGUGAUAAUUUUUCGGAUAUUGACGAAUUUCAGUGGAAUAUACUGAAAACGCUUCUGACGUUUUUGUGCAUAAAUUUAACUUUAAUUUGCCUCGCUUGGAAAAAGUAUGGUGGGAAGAUUACAGAGAGGUUCAUGAAACCAGAUUCAAGUAAAGCUUUGGAUGAUUUAAGGAAAGAAGCUACAGAAUUGAAACUUCCUAAAGAACACUGUCCUCGUAUUUAGUUGUUGUUUUGAGAUUCAAGGUUGAAAAUGUCUGUCAUCAAAGAGUUUUUUAAGAAGAAGAAAUUGGAAUCAAAGUUCAAGCUGGCUGGACCAGGCCAUACAAUGACAAGUUCCUCCUCGUCUACUUCAGCUACAAAUAAAAUGGUAAAAACUGCUGGUCCCUCUCAUUCUCGGUUAGCUCCAUCUGAGGGCUCAAAGAGGGCAGGAGCAGCUGCCUUGGCACGUUUUGAACAGAAUCUAAAGCAGCAAGAACCAAAUUGGUCUUUAGCAGCAAUUCGUGCCCAGGCCAGGAAGGAACUGGAAUUGGAACUAGAAGCACAAAAACGAUCCAAGGAUGGUGGACCUGAAGAAGUGUCACAGGAGGCUGCUCCACUUCUUGCAGUGUCUGGUGUAUACUAUUCCUGUCCUCUUAUUGGUCCUGAGGUCUUAUCAAAGCAAGCUAUUGAAGAUAAAAUCAAGAAUUUCCUUUAUGAGCAGCUGUCAGAAGAAAGAGGACUUACAUCAUGCUUGAUUAUUCAUACGUGCAACCAAAACAAGGCACAGAUAAGUCUUGGGAUAGAAACAUUGUCCAAGUAUCUUACAAACAUAAUUGAAAACCCAACAGAAGAAAAAUAUCAGAAGAUUCGUCUCAGUAACAAAGUGUUUCAGGAAAGGAUUGCGGGUCUCGAGGGAGCUUUGGAAUUUUUAAUGGCAUGUGGAUUUGAACAACAGAAACUACCACAUGGUAAUGGUGAAGAAGAUUUUCUCGUGUUCCAAAAAGACAAAUUGGAAGAUUUAGAAACACUCAGAAUGCUGAAAGAUGCUCUCCAGACAUCUGAAGCUAUUGUACCCGAGCUAGAUCGAGGGCUUCGAGUGUUGAUGCCAUCUCAAGCAGCAGCAAUGGUGAACCUUCCGGAUGAUUUUUUCAGUCUCUCAAAAGAUGAAAUAAAGAGAGAGCAAGAACUCAGAGAACGACAAGUUGAGCUCAACCAACAACUAAGAACUCGAUCUAUGAAAGAAAGGGAUGAGGUGAAAGAAUUGCGAAAGUACAAAUUCACGUUGAUUAGAAUUCGGUUUCCAGAUGGAAUAUUGCUUCAGGGAACAUUUUCUGUUAUGGAAUGGCUUCGAGAUGUAAAAUAUUUCAUCACAGAGAAUUUGAAUGAUCCAUCAAAGGAAUUUGAGCUACUGUCUCCAGGAGGACAAAAGCUUACCAAAGAUGAAGAACGACUGUUAGAUCUGCACCUAGUGCCCGCCGUCAUUCUACACUUCAGAUUUACAGAACAGUUGGAGGGAAAACACAUUCAAGAAGACUCCUUUCUAAAGCCAGAAGUAAUGGCUUUGUUGCAGUACAUUUAGUUUUGAAAACAUUACUAACUUACUCUAAAAAGUAUGAGUGUUUUCUGAGUACAACAAUAACUGUUUUGGAUCAUAGCUUAUCAUCAUUUUGGGUCUUCUUCUCCUAUUAGGUUAUUUAUCAAUUGGAUGCUUUUUAAGUUAUAUUAGUAUGUGAGAGUUUAGGUUCAGGAUACCUCAACACUUUAAUCUUAAAGAUUUUUAUUCAGUAGUAUAUAAUGAAACAUCAAAGUAACUCAUGAUUCUAUAGAAACACUGAACAGUUUUACAAGAAACACAAUAAGCUAUAACAACCAUCUAAGGAAAUUUUUCUGUUUAGUUUUGCUCAUUGUCAGAGCUGAUGUGGCAGACUUAAUCAUGGUAAGGCUGUUCUGAGUUCUAUGCAAAACAGUGUGAAAAAAAUAUUAAUUUUUGCUUCUGGCAGAAAAUGGAUAAAUGAGCUGCUUAGAUUAACCAGGAGGCUACUUUGAUGUUUCAUUACCAUUAUGUCUUAGUAUAUGAAUUGUCUGUAAAGAUAUAACUGAGAUUUCUUGAUAUUAAAAUUAAUUUAUUUAAAAUCAGCAUUGAAGGUGGUGAGACUGUCUUUCAAAUUUUAGAAGAUUGAACUUCAUAUAAGAUUUAGAUUUUAACCCUCUAUUGUACACAUUAUGAAAAUACAGUGAAAAAUAUUUUUUCUUUGAAUUUUUAUCUUAAAUAGAUCUAUAUUGCACAAAAAAUGUUUUCAUGAAUUAUAUUUUAGUAAAUUAUAAAUGGGUAUGUUACUUAGAAAUUGCAUUGCUCAACUUCAGAAAUAAUUACAUGAAUUAUUUAGACUGUUACCUCCAUUACAGAACUGAAGCAAUUGUGUGUGUGUGUGUUAAGCAACAAAAACAAUUUGUCACCUGUAUGUUCAAUGUGCAAUAGAGGGUUAAAUUGAAAUUAGUUGAUGACUAACAAUGUUGCUUUGACCUUAAAUCACUCUCCUCACAUAUAAUGUUACAUAAUUUGUUAAUCAUAUGUAUAUGGGGGAAAAAACUUGCUUAAAGUAAAGUUGGAUAAGUUAAAGUAAAAAUUUAUAAAGAAAUUUUUAUUACCUGUAGAAGCUGGACUCUGCAUUAUUAUAAUAACUUGUAGCUAAAAGUUUACAUUAUAGGCUGACAUGUGGUCAGGAUAUUUUUGGUUGAAGUAUGUCCAUUAAUAUCAUUAUACACAUGAAGUAAUUACUAAACUAACCCAAACAAAGAACAUGUAAGAUCAAAAAGUGAACACACAAUAUAUUAUUUGAUAUCAUAACUGGUGUGUACUUCGUGCAAUUUUAUAUAACAUAAUUACAAAGAGAUUAUGAUGCUUUGAAUCUGAAAUGAUAAAGAUUCUAUUUAGUUAUUGUAACAUAUAAUGUUGGCUAUAAAUAUUUAAUAAGAAUAGGAUAUUCAUAUUAGUUUUUUUUAUAAUUGAUGUGAUCUUUUUGGCUAACUUGCAGUAACUUUUGCAAAUAAAUAUCUUAAACAUUUAGAACAAAGAAUGAAUAGUCUGACAUGUGGUAAUAUGCUAUUGGAAUUGGUAUCUUAAGGUGACAUUUUUUUAUAUCACUAAAAGGAAAAAAUAUACUUUAAAAUAUCCAGUGUUUAUUGUAUGUUUACUAUAAUUAUAUUUCAUAUUGUAAGGGUAUUUCUACUACAGAAAGACAGUUAUAUUAGUAUAACACACGUUUGUAUUUAAAGCAGGGUUCAUACUUACAGGCAAUUAAAAAGUAUUGAAGGAUUGCUUUGUCUGUAAAAUCAACUCGAAAUACUUGAAUGUCUAUAAUAUCUGUCUUUAAAUCUUGUUUAAAAAGAAAGGUUCAACUGUUUCUGUAUUAGCAUUUCUGGAAUGUAAAUUUUAAGGUUGUUCCAAUACAGGCUAGACAGCAAAUGAUAAAAACAGAUAAUAUA
Molecule: messenger RNA, 3687 nt
Organism: Limulus polyphemus (Atlantic horseshoe crab)
Lineage: Eukaryota; Metazoa; Arthropoda; Merostomata; Xiphosura; Limulidae
Gene: Gint3
Product: UBX domain-containing protein 6-like
Exons: 8
Coding region: 473-1780 (435 amino acids)
Cellular component (GO): cytoplasm
Molecular function (GO): protein binding
Source: RefSeq, a predicted model, not a curated record